Punica granatum (pomegranate) is the source of this 2533-nucleotide messenger RNA. The record is from RefSeq and is a predicted model, not a curated record. Lineage: Eukaryota; Viridiplantae; Streptophyta; Magnoliopsida; Myrtales; Lythraceae.
AGGCAUUCAGAAAUCUGCCUUUGACCGUCGUACUCUCUCUCUCUGUCCCCUGCUUCUCUCUCUCUCUCUCUCUCUGAGUACAAAGGGGAAAACUGCAGAAGACGAGAGAAGAGAAGGGGGGUGAGGUGACAAAGCUAUAUAUAUAUAUAUGCACACAAUUGAAGACCAUAUAGAUUAGAUAAAGUAAGCGAGAGAGGAGAGAUCAGAGAGGCGAAGAAGAUUCUCCAGUCUCCGACACAGACAUCCCCCCCCUCUUAUCAUCACCCACCAUCGCCUUUUAGCCGUUCUUGCAGACCCAGAGAGAGAGAGAAGAUAGAGAGAGAGGGGGCUGUGAUAAUAGUGGGAUGAUUAUAAUCAUCAUCAGCAGCAGCAGCAGCAACAGCAAGCAGCAGCAACUUCGAAGUGGGAUGAUUUAAAGGGGAAAAAGCAACCCCUUGCCCUUUUCUUGAUUGAUGAAUUGAUGAUCGAAUCCAUGACUGUCUGACUGACUGACCCUUUUAUUAGUUCUCCAAGAACAAACAACUUCUAACACCACCGCCACCGCCAUUAUUAAACGCACUCACACUCGCCUCGUAUCUCUCCUGUCCUGCUUUGUGCGAUUGAUUUUGGGUCGGGGUUGGAGCUCGAUUGGAUCCAUCUGACGGCUUAGAUCUCCUCGUCUCCCACCCCCAAAUCGUACGGCGAGGGCUCCUCCCUCAGCUUCCACCCAACCCCUCCUUUCCGUUUUGGGUCACCCUUUCUCUCUCCCCUCCCCCGAAAAAUGUAAGCAAAAAAUUCCCUCUUUUCCCCUCUUCUUCUUCUUCUUCUUCUGCCUCCUCUCUGUAUGUAUCGAAUCAUUUAUGUUCAGCAAACUGCACAGAAUGAGAUAGCGACAUAUUCCAAGGAAGUUGAGCUAUUAAAUCAUGGAGCCUAACAAUCAUGGGAGGCAGAGGAGAAGGGAUCAUCAUGUUCAUGCAAACGGUGAAGGCAGUCUGGCGUAUCCUCAUGGUGAUUUAGAUCCGUGGACUGCAUGGGCAUACAGGCCUCGCACAAUUACGCUCUUACUUGUCGGAGCAUGUUUUCUGAUAUGGGCUAGUGGAGCUCUUGAUCCCGAAGGCAGUUCCCCUGGAGACAUUGUUAUUUCUGUAAAGAGGGGUGUGUGGGCAAUGAUUGCAGUUUUUCUUGCUUACUGCUUGUUGCAAGCACCUUCAACAAUUCUGAUCAGACCACACCCUGCAAUUUGGCGAUUGGUUCAUGGAAUGGCUGUUAUCUACCUUGUGGCUCUUACCUUCUUGCUGUUUCAGAAGCGUGAUGAUGCCAGGCAAUUCAUGAAGUUUCUCCAUCCUGAUCUCGGUGUUGAACUUCCAGAAAGAUCUUAUGGUGCUGAUUGCCGUAUUUAUCUUCCUGAUAAUCCUGCAAGCAGGUUUAAGAAUGUUUAUGAAACACUUUUCGAUGAGUUUGUGCUAGCUCAUAUUCUUGGAUGGUGGGGUAAGGCAAUAUUGAUUCGCAAUCAGCCAUUGCUGUGGGUGCUUUCUAUUGGAUUUGAGAUGAUGGAGCUUACUUUUUGUCACAUGUUACCGAAUUUCAACGAGUGCUGGUGGGAUAGCAUUGUUCUUGACAUUUUGAUCUGCAACUGGUUCGGCAUAUGGGCUGGAAUGCAUACGGUCAGAUACUUUGAUGGAAGAACAUAUGAAUGGGUCGGUAUAAGCCGACAACCAAAUGUCAUCGGCAAGGUGAAACGGACAUUGGGGCAGUUUACACCAGCGCAAUGGGACAAAGACGAGUGGCACCCUCUGCAAGGCCCCUGGCGUUUUAUUCAAAUUCUCACUCUCUGCAUUGUCUUCUUGACCGUCGAGCUUAACACAUUCUUUCUCAAGUUUUGCCUUUGGAUACCUCCCCGUAAUCCCGUGAUUAUAUAUAGGCUGAUACUCUGGUGGCUCAUUGCUAUCCCGACAAUACGUGAAUAUAAUUCCUAUCUCCAAGACAGGAAAACAGUGAAGAAGGUGGGUGCUUUUGUUUGGCUCUCCCUUGCCAUUUGCAUAGUCGAGCUUCUCAUUUGCAUCAAAUUUGGCCAUGGUUUAUAUCCGAAACCAAUGCCUUUGUGGUUGGUGAGUUUCUGGUCAGUUGUAGGAGUAGGCCUCCUAGUUUUCUUGGCGGUUUGGUCAUGGCAAAUCCAUCAACGGAUGAAGAGAAAAAGGCGAUAGGAUCUCCCAAAAUUCUUUCAUUUGAUUUGAUUUCCCAGUUUCUGUUCCCCUCCCCCCCUUGUGAAUACCUAUGUUUUCUGGAAAAUUGUAAAUCCUUAUUUGAUUAGGUUUAGUUGGUGUGAUUUUCUUUUUAAGUGAGCGUGGUUGAAAACUUACAAGUCAGAUGAAAAUUGUGAACAUGUAGUUCAGUGUAUGCUAGUCACUAGUUCGGUAUUGUCAUAUUGCUCGAUUCCUUUUGUUUUUUUCCGUCUAAACUUCACAGAGCUUGAGCCUCUGCAUUGUAACUGAUUCAUUGUUCUCUGUCUCAUAAAUUUUUGAAAUCCAUUUUGUGGUUGAUAUUUUUGGCAGCA